Messenger RNA from Salvelinus sp. IW2-2015, 3941 nucleotides. Its product is annotated as nipped-B-like protein B. Gene Ontology annotation, molecular function: chromatin binding. The record is from RefSeq and is a predicted model, not a curated record. Gene Ontology annotation, biological process: brain development; establishment of protein localization to chromatin; digestive tract development. Gene Ontology annotation, cellular component: Scc2-Scc4 cohesin loading complex. Lineage: Eukaryota; Metazoa; Chordata; Actinopteri; Salmoniformes; Salmonidae.
CGGCACUUCCGGUCGGCAUUUUGUUCUAAGAGAGAAGUCUCACCGCAACAAUCGUCAUAUUUUUUUCCCCCCACAUACAAGCGAAAUUGGCCACAGUUUUAUCCAUGUCGGUUUAGACCGACAGAAACUCCACCGAACGAAUGUUUCCCAAUAUACUUCCGUUCAAACAUUCACCCGCGUAUGACGGAAGAAGAAAGAAUCUGCCCAACCCAGAUUAUUGUUGACUGCUAGUUUAGCUGGACAGCUAACGUUAGCUGGCAAGUCAAGAACGGAGUUCUGUUGGAGGAACAGCAAGAGAGAAGAAAGGGGGAGCUAGAGAGACACAGACCAGGACAAUCUAGCGUAGCUAAAAUCACAAGACUUGUGGACUUCUUCCUGAAAUGUCCUUGGUUUCAAUCCAUACAGAACAGUGCCCWACAGAAAGAACAAAGGAGAUGUGAGUACUGGUCUGGCGGCUGUGACGCUGAGCAACCUGUGUAUCGCCACACUGCCCCGCCCCCACCUUCAGCAUGAAUGGGGAUAUGCCUCAUGUUCCCAUCACCACUCUCGCUGGGAUUGCUAGCCUUACAGACUUGUUGAAUCAGCUACCCCUGCCCUCUCCCCUCCCAGCCACCACCACCAAAAGCCUGCUCUACAAUGGGAGGAUCGCAGAGGAGGUCAACUGCCUGCUGGCCUGCCGGGACGAGAACCUGGUCUCCCAGCUGGCCCACGGUCUUAACCAGGUUUCCACAGAGCACAUAGAGCUGAAGGACAACCUGGGCAGUGAUGAGCCAGAGGGCGACGUGCCGGUGCUGCUGCAGACGGUGCUGUCCAGGAACCCCGGCAUCUUCAGGGAGAAAAAUGUCAUGCAGCAGCCGAUGGUGCAACAGUACAAACCAAUACAGAAUUCCAUGCAUGGCAGCCCAGCCCAGUCAGCAAACUUUCAGCAGGCUUCAAUGUCUCCUAAUCCAUCCAGCCGGGGAUUUGUCUCCCCACAGUCGAGCUCAGGGAGUCGGUUCAUCCCCCAGCAGAACAGCCCUGUGCCCAGCCCGUACACUCCCCAGAGCCCWGCUGGGUUCAUGCAGUACCCUCACCCGCCCAGCUACAAUCAGCACCAACAGAUACAGCAAGCCAGCCCCAUGGUCCCUGGGGGCAUGAGGAACAUCCAUGAGAACAAGGGACCGAUGACCAACGCUGCCCACCACCACCCAGACAGACAGGAGGACUACAUGAGUAUAGUCCACAGACUGGGGAACGAGGAGAGUGACCCCUCCAUGAGAAACGCCUCGUUCCCUCUGAGGUCGCCUCAGCCUGGGUGCUCACCCGUGGGAAACGAAGGAACACCCAAAGCUGGCUCUAGGCCGCCACUCAUCCUUCAGUCUCCUCCACCGUACAUGUCUCCCCGGGAAGGCCCUCCGGACUUGCUACUGGAGUCUCCCGACCAGAGGAAGAAACAGCAGAAGAAGAAGCUGKUGGGCAAAGAGGACAAGGAUGCAUACGACAUCGUCACCUCGCCCUCCAAGGACACCACCAAGCUGACGCUGUCACUGUCACGGGUCAAGUCGGAGGAGGUGGAGGACCACUCUGGUGAGCUGCUGCCAGUCAUGAUGGAUCAGAACUCUGACCUAGAGGGCGAGCUUGGGUACCAGCAGGUCCCUGUGCUGCAGAACGUGGGGGUUAUUAAAGGGCAGGAGGGCCCUCUCUCAUCGCCUUUUGAUGAGGCGGAGCUGGACGCCCUGGCGGAGAUUGAGAGGAUAGAGCGUGAGUCAGCCAGUGAGAGGGAGCGCUGCUCCAAAGAGGUGCAGGAUAAAGACAAGCCCCUGAAGAAGCGAAAGCAAGACUCGUUUCCACUGGAGCCUGGAGCAGGGGGCACCGCAGGCACCACCGGUGCGCCAGGCAGCGGAGGCGGGGGAAAUGCAGGCAAACUGAUCCCCCAGGAGGCUACAGCGGCAGGAAACGGAGCUAGCAGACCAGCCCUCAUGGUCAGCAUCGACCUUCAACAGGCGGGCCGGGCCGACGGCCAGCUUGACCCUUGCAUGGCUGCGCCCAUCCCAGCCCUGGAGGCGCAACGCUGGCCCGAGGAGCCUGCCGAGGGCCCUGCAGCCGAGGGAUCCGACACGGCCGGGGUGCUCCGGCUCAAAGCCGACGAUCGACCCGAGGUCAUCAAGAACAGCAUGGACAAACACGACAACCACCGUGAGCCUUCCAGGCACCGGCAUGACGGAAAGCAAGACCGGCGCCCUGACACACCUAAGUCAUCGAGCAGAGAGCACGGGCGGGACAGAGACCGGGAGAGGCGGCACAGGAAUGAAGACAGGCGCUCGCCAGAGGAGCGCUACCGGCCGGACAGCCCCAGGGUCAAACAGGAGGGCCGUGGAGGUGGCUUUGACCCCAGUGGGCGGCCUCGCAGCGACAGACCCGGCUUCAGGUCCCCCAGCGGAGGAGAGACGGCCAGAAACCGCCCAGAUGGACACAAACAACUACAGCCYGAGAGCAAGUCAGGAGAGUUCCCUGCUUACCUGCUGGGGGGGCAAGGGUCUGGGGGUCUGAAGAACUUUGUGAUCCCCAAGAUGAAGCGGGACGGCGGAGCUGUGGACGUGGCAGAAGGCUGGGGCCAGCCCCGGGUCAAGCUGGAGCGGCUGGGGGUUCGGGGGCUAGUGGACCACAUAAGUAAGAGGCCCAAGCCUGUCGUGGUGCUGCAGAAGCUCUCUUUUGAUGAGGUGCAGAGGAUCAUCAGGGUUAAGGAUCGUCACGGCUCCAAGUCUGGCAAGAACAGGCUCCUCUCAGGAAAGUCAGGCAAAGGUGGACUAGACCAGUCUGUGCUGGAAGAGCUUCCUCCUGAACUGUUGGCGGAGAUGGAGUCCACCAUGCCGCUGUGCGAGAGGGUGAAGAUGAACAAGCGUAAGCGGAGUACGGUCAAAGAGAAGCCCAAGUACACAGAGGUCGACUCAGAUGACGAUUCCAACGGGGAAUCUGCCAGGAAGCGCCAGAGGAAGAACCGGGGGGACAAGGCCUGGGAGUAUGAGCCGGAGCGGGAGAGGAGGGGCUCUGGGGAGCAUAGGCGGAGUAAGGGCUUCCAAGAGGGACGUAGAGGCUCAGGCAGUUGCUACCGUGACUCUUCUGAUGAGGAGUCGCCCCCACCCAGCAUGAGUGACAUUGCCAGGCAGAUGAAGAAAAAAGAGAUUCAGAAAAAGAGGAAAGCCUAUGAGCCCAAGCUCACUCACCAGGAACUGAUGGACUCGUCCACAUUCAAAAGAUUCUCCUCCAGUGUUGACAACAUCCUAGAGAAUCUGGARGAUGUGGACUUCACGCAGAUGGACGAUGAUGAGAUCCCUCAGGAGCUGCUGCUGGGUAAACAGCAGUUGAACGAGCUGGGCAGCGAGUCGGCCAAGAUCAAGGCCAUGGGCAUCACCUGCAGGAUGCCGUCGGAUAAGCUGGUGAAGGUACUGAAUAUCCUGGAGAAAAAUAUMCAGGAUGGGGCCAGGCUCUCGACACUCAUGAGCCACGACAACGACGAAGAUGAGGAGAAGCUGUGGCGAGACCUCAUUAUGGAGCGCGUGACCAAAUCGGCCGACGCCUGUCUGACGGCMCUCAACAUYAUGACGUCCGCCCACAUGCCCAAGGCGGUAUACAUGGAGGACGUGAUCGAGAGGGUUCUCCAGUACACCAAGUUCCACCUGCAGAACACCCUCUACCCCCAGUACGACCCUGUCUACAGGGUGGACCCUCACGGAGGUGGCCUGCUGAGCUCCAAAGCCAAGCGGGCCAAGUGCUCCACCCACAAGCAGCGGGUCAUUGUCAUGCUGUACAACAAGGUGUGUGACAUGGUCAGCAACAUCUCUGAGCUGCUGGAGAUUCAGCUGCUCACCGACACCACCAUCCUCCAGGUAGCCAGUUCUCCCUCUUUCCUCAAACCUGCCUCUGAUGUUUGGAUCAUUGCAUUAAUCAGUAACCCACAUUAA